This is a messenger RNA of Octodon degus (degu), 7793 nucleotides long. RefSeq names its product fer-1 like family member 6 (gene Fer1l6). Gene Ontology annotation, cellular component: membrane. NCBI's taxonomy places the organism in Eukaryota, Metazoa, Chordata, Mammalia, Rodentia, Octodontidae. The transcript has 41 exons. Gene Ontology annotation, biological process: plasma membrane organization. The coding region runs from base 150 to 5738 and encodes 1862 amino acids. The record is from RefSeq and is a predicted model, not a curated record.
GGCAAGAGCUCUGGUGCUCAGGAACUCAGAAACAGCCUAAGCCUCUACAGGCCCUGGACCAUGGUCCUACCAUGGGCAGGAGAGGGGUGCUGUGACCCUCGUGUGACAUCCUUCCCAGGGCUGCACACAGUGCCUGGCCUGGAAAAGGGAUGUUUGGACUGAAGCUGAAGAAGAAAAAGAACAAAGCAGAGAAGGGGCUGAUUUUAGUUAACAAGUCCGCACAAGAUGGUCAAAGUGACACAGAAGCAUCACAGGAAGGACCCUUUCCACAGGAGGGACAAGAAAGAGAUCUGAUCCGUGAUGAUAUGUCCAUCACUCCCACCUUAUCAGCGCCUCCAAAGAGAAGAUCAAAGGUGCUGACUAGGAUCCACGAUGGUGAAGCCAAGUCCCAAAGCUAUCAAAUUUCCAUCACCAUCAUCGAGGCCCGCCAGCUGGUGGGCGAGAACAUCGACCCAGUUGUGACCGUCGAGGUCGGGGACGAGAAGAAGCAGAGCACCGUGAAGGAGGGGACCAACAGCCCGUUUUACAAUGAGUAUUUCGUCUUCGACUUCAUUGGGCCCCAAGUGCAUCUUUUUGACAAGAUCAUCAAAAUCUCAGUCUUCCACCACAAGCUGAUAGGAAGUAUUCUGAUUGGCUCCUUCAAAGUAGACCUGGGGACUGUGUAUAACCAACCUGGCCAUCAGUUCUGUGACAAGUGGGCACUGCUCACGGACCCCGGAGACAUCAGGACUGGCACCAAGGGCUACCUGAAGUGUGACAUCAAUGUGACCGGCAAAGGCGACACCCUAAAGACCACCCCCAAAACCUCCGAUGCUGAGGAGCAAAUAGAAAAGAACCUUCUGAUCCCACAAGGUUUUCCAUCAGAGAGAGCCUGGGCCAGAUUCUAUGUGAGACUCUACAGAGCAGAAGGAUUGCCCAAAAUGAACUCCAGCAUCAUGGCGAAUGUCACCAAAGCAUUUGUGGGUGACAGCAAGGACCUGGUGGAUCCCUUUGUGGAGGUCUCCUUUGCUGGGCAGACGGGUCGAACCACAGUGCAGAAGAACUGUGCUGAUCCUAUAUGGCACGAACAAGUGGUCUUCAAGGAAAUGUUCCCGCCCUUGUGUCGGAGGGUGAAAAUCCAGGUGUGGGACGAAGGCAGCAUGAACGAUGUGGUGCUGGCGACCCAUUUCAUUGACUUGAAGACAAUCUCCAAUGAGCAGGAUGGAGAUAAAGGCUUCCUCCCGACCUUUGGACCUGCCUGGAUUAACCUGUACGGCUCUCCCAGGAACCACAGUCUGAUGGACGACUACCAGGAGCUAAAUGAAGGCUUUGGGGAAGGAGUGUCUUUCAGGGGCAGGAUCUUGGUAGAGAUUGCUGUAGAAAUCCUCUCAGGAGGGGCACAGGAGUCCAAAUUCUCUAAGGCCCUCAAGGACCUCAAGUUGAUUUCCAAGGACAAAGACUCCAAAUCGUCCAAAGGCUCAAGUAAGGACAAGGCUGACAAAGCUGAUGAUGGAAAACCCCAGCAGGCUUCAGACAAAACUAACUCAACUGAAGUUGAGGUGGAGUCCUUUGAUGCACCCCCAGAGAUUAUACCAGAAAAGUAUGAGGAAUUUUUACUCUUUGGAGCAUUUUUUGAAGCUACCAUGAUUGACCGAAAGAUUGGAGAUAAACCCAUCAGCUUUGAAGUUUCUAUUGGUAAUUUUGGGAACCUGAUCGAUGGAGGGUCCCAUCAUGGGAAGAAGAAGAAAUCAGCAGAAUCAGCUGAGGAAGACAUCCUGCCACUGCUGCACAAGGGGGAAGGGGACGCAUCUCACGAGGGGGCCACUUCUAUGUCCACCACUCACCCAGAGAAGCCUCUGGUGACAGAAGGGAACAGGAAUUACAACUACCUGCCACUCGAGGCCAAGAAGCCCUGCGUCUCCUUCACCAGCUCCUGGGGGGACCAGACCUUCAGGCUGCAGUGGUCAAACAUGCUGGAGAAAAUGGCAGACCUCUUGGAAGAAGGAAUAGAAGAAGUGAGAGAACUGGUCAAGAUUUCCAAGGAGGCACCAGAGGAGAAAAUGAAGGCCGUGCUGGGUGACUUCAUCAGUCGGAGCAGUUCCUUCAUCUCUGAAGCUGAAAAAAAGCCCAAGACACUGAACCAAACCACUUUAGAUAAGAAGCGACUUACACUGUGUUCGCGGGAGCUGGAGGCGAUGGCUAAGGAAGCCAAGGGCGUCAUUCAGCAGCAGAAGAAAAAGUUCUCUCUUGAUGAAAUGAUCCAGGAAGCCCAAAACUUUGUGGGGAAAAUCCGCUUCCUGGUUGAUGAGCCGCAGCACACCAUCCCUGAUGUCUUCAUCUGGAUGCUGAGCAACAACAGGAGAGUGGCAUACGCCCGCGUCGCCGCCAAAGACCUGCUCUACUCCCCCGCCAGGGAGCAGAUGGGCAGGCACUGUGGGAAGAUCAAAACUCAUUUCCUCAAACUCCCUGGGAAACGUCCAGCAGGGUGGGCAGUGCAGGCCAAGGUCGACGUGUACCUGUGGCUGGGCCCCACAGGAUUCUCCGGCGCCAUGUUGGACAACCUGCCAGCAGGCUAUGAGGCAGAGCUGCCCUCCACAGCAGCCGGCGCUCGUCGCCCUCCAUCCAGCCUGCUCUACCCAGCCCGGCACGUCUUCCAGCUGAGAGCGCACAUGUACCAAGCCCGGGGCCUCAUCGCAGCCGACAGCAAUGGGCUUUCUGACCCCUUUGCCAGGGUCACAUUCCUGUCGCAAUGCCAGACCACAAAGGUCAUUUCCCAGACUCUGUCUCCAACCUGGAACCAGAUGUUGCUGUUCAAUGACUUGGUGCUGCACGGAGAUGAGAAGGAGCUGGCGGAGUCCCCACCUGUCGUGGUAGUGGAGCUGUAUGACAGCGACGCAGUGGGGAAGCCGGAAUAUUUGGGUGCCACAGUGGCCACCCCGGUUGUGACGCUGGGUGAUCAGGACUAUGAGGCUCCCCGGCUGUGCUAUCACCCCAUCUUUUGUGGCACCCUCUCUGGAGGGGACCUCCUCGCCGUGUUCGAGCUGCUGCAGGUCCCUUCGGCUGGGCCGCAAGCGCUUCCUCCCAUGGAUCCUCCAGAUGUUGCCCAGAUCUACCCAGUUCCUGCCAACAUCCGGCCAGUGCUGAGUAAAUACCAUGUGGAGGUCCUCUUCUGGGGAGUCCGAGAAAUGAAGAAGGUACAGCUGCUGUCUGUGGACCGGCCUCAGGUUCUCAUCGAGUGUGGGGGCCGAGGAGUGAAGUCCUGCGUGAUCCAGAGCUACAAGAACAACCCCAACUUCAGUGUCCAAGCAGACACUUUCGAAGUGGAGCUGCCGGAGAACGAGCUGCUGCACCCACCACUGAGCAUCUGCGUAGUGGACUGGAGAGCUUUCGGGAGGAGCACGCUCGUCGGCACUUACACCAUCAACUGCCUGAAGCAGUUUCUCUGGAAAACUGAAGAGGCCCUGGCCCUGACCUCACAGGUGGAUGGAGCCCAAGCUGGGCCAGCUAUUUCAGAUGUGUUAAUAGAGAAGGAAUCUUCUGGACUCUCCAGCUCCUCCCAGGAUCCCCCAACAGAUUGUGUCUACAUGGAUGUGGAGCCACCCCCCACCACCAUUCCAGACUCUUCCCAGGCCCAUGCAGCUGUCUUGGUUGACAUCCCUGACUCGUCCCCGAUGCUGGAGUCUGAACACAAGCCUGCAGCCCAGGAGGCGCCCAAAGAUGGGCCAGUUAAGGAUGUCAGGAAGCCUUCCCGGAGAUCCACUAAAAGGAAAAAGAGGACCAUAGCGGAUGAAUCUGCUGAAAAUGUCAUUGACUGGUGGUCUAAGUACUAUGCUUCCCUGCAGAAAGCACAAAAGGAAAAGGAAAGCAAUACUAAGGAGAAUAAAGGACAGCCAGAGAACAAACCAGAUGAGGUAGUAUUAGAAAUAGAAGAUGGCCCCAAGAAGAAAAAAGACAAAAUACUGAAGAAGAAACCGAAAGAUGAUGGAAAUGAUGGAAUCCCCAACCUGGCUGUCUUGAAGAUAUUUGAUGGUGAACUCGAGAGUGAAUUCAACAAUUUUGAAGACUGGGUGAAAACCUUUGAGCUCUUCCGAGGCAAGUCCACAGAGGAGGACCACGGUCUGGAUGGAGACCGAGUCAUCGGCAAGUUUAAGGGCUCCUUCUGCAUCUACAAAAGCCCUGAGGAGUCCAUCUCUGAGGACAAGGGGCAGCUGAGAAUCCAGCAAGGGAUUCCACCAAAUCACCCUGUCCAGGUCCUGAUCAGGGUGUACAUCGUUGCGGCAUUUAAUCUUAGCCCAGCUGAUCCAGAUGGCAAAUCAGACCCCUACAUCGUUCUCAGACUUGGCCAGACAGAAAUCAAAGACCGGGAUAAAUACAUCCCCAAGCAGCUGAAUCCGGUAUUUGGAAGGUCAUUUGAGAUCCAAGCCACAUUCCCAAAGGAGUCCCUGCUCACUGUCCUCAUCUACGACCAUGACAUGAUUGGGACAGAUGACCUCAUUGGUGAGACCAAGAUUGACCUGGAGAAUCGCUUCUACAGCAAACACCGAGCUAUCUGUGGCCUACAGAGCCAGUAUGAAGUAGAGGGAUACAAUGCCUGGAGGGACACAUCCAAGCCCACAGAAAUCCUCACCAAGCUCUGCAAAGACAACAGGCUGGAUGGGCCCUACUUUAGCCCUGGACAAGUACAGAUAGGAAGCAAAGUCUUUUCUGGAAAAACUGUCUUCACUGAAGAGGACACUGAUGAGACAGUGGAGUCUUACGAGCACCUGGCCCUCAAGGUCCUACACUCUUGGGAGGACAUCCCACAGGCCGGAUGUAGGCUGGUUCCCGAGCACAUAGAAACUCGGCCGCUGUACCACAAGGAUAAGCCAGGAAUGGAACAGGGCCGGCUUCAGAUGUGGGUGGACAUGUUUCCCAAGGAUAUGCCGCAGCCAGGGCCUCCGGUUGACAUUUCACCCAGGAAGCCCAAAGGGUACGAACUGAGGGUGACCAUUUGGAACACUGAAGACGUGAUUUUAGAGGAUGAGAACAUCUUCACUGGCCAGAAAUCAAGUGAUAUUUAUGUGAAAGGGUGGCUGAAGGGUUUGGAAGAUGACAAGCAGGAGACGGAUGUCCACUACAACUCCCUGACAGGAGAGGGCAACUUCAACUGGCGCUUCCUGUUUCCAUUUCAGUACCUCCCAGCAGAGAAGCAAAUGGUCAUCACCAAGAGGGAGAACAUCUUCUCCUUGGAGAAGAUGGAGUGCAAGACUCCGGCCGUGCUGGUGCUCCAGGUUUGGGAUUUUGAAAGGCUGUCCUCGGAUGACUUCCUGGGCUCCCUGGAAAUGAACCUCAACAGUUUCCCUCGAGCCGCCAAGUCUGCCAAAGCCUGCGACCUCUCCAAGUUUGAGAAUGCAAGCAGAGAGAACAUGAUCUCCAUAUUUCAGCAAAAGCGCGUGCGUGGCUGGUGGCCUUUCGCUAAGAGCAAAGAGCUCACAGGCAAGGUGGAAGCUGAGUUCCACCUUGUUACAGCAGAAGAAGCCCAGAAAAGUCCUGUGGGGAAAGCUCGGAAGGAGCCUGAGCCCCUGGCGAAGCCCAACCGCCCAGACACCUCCUUCUCCUGGUUCGUGAAUCCCUUCAAGUGCCUGUACCAUCUCAUCUGGAGGAAUUACAAGAAGUACAUCAUCAUCGGCUUCCUGCUCAUCAUCCUCAUCGUCUUCCUGGUGCUCUUUAUCUAUACCUUGCCAGGGGCGAUCAGCCGAAGGAUCGUGGUGGGCUCGUAGGGAUUGCAGGGGGCCAGACCCUCCUGAGCCCACUCCUCUUCCUCAUGGGGACAUCUGAGGACAAGCACUAUGCAAAGCUCUGUACUGAGAGGUCAGGCCCAGAAGACCUGAGAAUCAUGCUCCUGCUUAAGGGAAGGCAACAGUUCUUGGAGAGAAGGGCAGGAAUCAGUCUCUGCCUACUCCACCCUCUACCUCCACUUUGCAAGCUCCAUAUGGUGCCCAUGAGCAGCAGGAGGCAGUGGCUACUUUACCUUGACAUAAUUAAGCAUGACCUUAAAUGGACCUAAGUGAAUGCUGUCUUUAUGUAAUUGGUUGUGUUUGGAGAAAUUGAAUUCUGGAUCUGAGAUUUUAUUAGAAAUACUUUCUUUUAAAGAAAAUUUUAGCAAAUAGACUGAAAGUAGUUUAACAAACUUAGUAGAUAUUUAAUCCACCUCCUAUACCUUAGCCUUAUUUAAUCUUUACAGUUUAUAGAAUAUAUUCACUUAUUCAAGCUGUGAAACCAGCUUAGAGAAAAUAUCUACAAACCAUGUAAAAUACUUCAUUGUUGAAAUUUUCAUUUAGAGACAAGAUCUUGCUUUUUAAAAAUUAAAAUCAGUGGUUGUAGAAUGUAUUUAAUAGCAGUAGUGAGUUCUGGAGAGAUUCAUUUUGAAUUAUGCUUUAUGGCAAUUGCCAAAUGCUAAUUUGAGAAUUUCCUUUAAGUUAUACGAGUUAUAAUUGCGAGUGUGUGUGUGUGUUGUGCUUGGGUUGGGGUAGCUCCAUGCUGCCGGUGGGAAUUCUCUUUUGCCCCAUAUCCAAGCCCCACCAAGUACUGAGUCCCCACAACCCAUGAUGCCCAUAUCUGUCCUUGGCACUGUUUGGCAGUUAGCCUCACAAAUGUGUGUGCUCAGUUCGGGUGCAAAUCAACAUUAGCCUCCUCAGCAUUCCAGGAAAGCAGGGCAUUGGUUGUUAGUAAGGAAGGAGUGUCUAGGGCCAGAACUCAGUGCUUCAGUCCACAAUCACACAGACCAUGCUUUGGUCUUUUCUUAAUGGACCAGGAACAUUGUGGAAUGCUGUGAACGGAAGCAUGUAGGACAUGGGAGUGUUUCCUGGUGAGACUGGUUACACCCACCACAGUUCAUUCUUACUGUGCAAUCAUGCGCUGCCAUCGCUAAUGACACAGUCAUAAAAGAUAUAUAAGCUAGAAAAUUUAUAUGUACACUAUGUUGUAAAAAGAAGGUAUGUACACAUGCAUAAAAAUGCCUGAAGAAAUAUGCCAAAAUGCUUAUCUUUAAGUGAUAAUGUGAUACCAUCGUUUGCCUCUAGCUUUUCUAUUUCUCCUAAAACUUCUGAAAUAGGCAUGUGUGUGGAGCCACCAAGAUGGUGGAGCAUUAAGCAGAAAAGAAGGGGCUGCCCUGAGGCCUUGUCAUCUGUGUGCUGGAAUACAGCCAUGUGGGAAGACAAAGGGAAGGGCUUCCCUGGACCCAGGAAAGAUCUGAAGUGUGAACUGAAGCCCAUGGAGAGAGUGAAGAGAGAAGCUUGAGCAGAAAAGGAGGUAGCUGGUGGAGUUUCUCCCUGAGACAGGACUCGCUGUCUAGGAGGAACAGCUCAGACUUGCAGACUCACGGUGACUGUUGGUGGCCUGGAGGCCUUCACUGAGAAACACAGCAGUAGAGAGGAGCAGCAGAUGCGAAGGACUGCACUAGUUGGCCGUGAGUGCUGAGGGCUUAGUCAUCCUACAUGAGACGUGGUCAUCUGGGAGCCAUCGUGGAGAGGGGCCAACUGAGCUCCGGACUCCCAGCUGGGCUUAGAUCCACAGAAGGUGUGCAGACAGCUGCAGGAUGAAUGCGUCUGGUCUCAGCCAGAAGGUGCAGGCUUGCUGAGAUUAUCCACCACCCACCAAAAAGUUACUGCUGGUUUACUGGAAUAAAUCAACACAGAUUGAGAUUCAGUCUCCACAUAUUGUCUGCCAAUGACAGCAGAGACAUAACUGGUAGUGUUCUUUUUUCUUUUUUUCCUCUUUUUUUUUUGUGGUGGUGGUGGUGGUUUUGUUUUGCUUUGUUUUCUUCUCCAUUGGUU